Messenger RNA from Panicum virgatum (switchgrass), 1828 nucleotides. RefSeq names its product UDP-glycosyltransferase CGT-like. Gene Ontology annotation, molecular function: UDP-glycosyltransferase activity. NCBI's taxonomy places the organism in Eukaryota, Viridiplantae, Streptophyta, Magnoliopsida, Poales, Poaceae. The transcript has a single exon. Bases 167 to 1630 code for a protein of 487 amino acids. The record is from RefSeq and is a predicted model, not a curated record.
CUGUGAGACUUACGAGGGAGAUCCACACUGCAAGAAACAGAGACAAUCGAACCAACAAAAAAAAAAGUGAUAAGGGCACCUCAUCGCUCCAUCAUCGCCACUUCACCCGCCAUUCACACAUCUGCACAAUCAAGGAAAAGCUUCCGCGACCACUGCCCCGCCGGCAAUGCAGAGCCCGGCAGCGCUCGGCAUCGGCGGCGACGCCAGCCCGCACGUCAUGUUCAUCCCCAGCGCCGGCAUGGGCCACCUGCUCCCAUUCUUCCGCGUCAUCGCCGCUCUCGCGAACCACGACGGCGUCGACAUCUCCGUGGUGACCGUCCUUCCCACCGUGUCGGCCGCCGAGGCCGACCACCUCGCCGGCCUCUUCGCGGCGUUCCCCGCCGUCCGCCGCGUCGACCUCCACCUCCUGCCGUUCGACGACGCGUCCGAGUUCUCGGGCCACGACCCGUUCGUGCUCCGGUGGGAGGCCCUGCGCCGCUCCGUGCACCUCCUCCGGCCGCUCAUCGCCGGCGCCCCGCGCGUCUCGGCCGUCGUCACGGACGUGACCCUGGCCUCGCACGUCAUCCCCAUCGCCAGGGAGAUCCGCGUCCCGUGCCACGUCCUCUUCGUCUCCUGCGUGACCAUGCUCUCGCUCCUCGCGUACGUCCCGGUCCACCUCGCCGGCGACAAGAAGGCCGAGCUGGGGCCUGGGGUCGGCGCCGGCGACGUCGACAUCCCCGGCGUGCGGCGCAUCCCGCAGUCCUGCCUCCCGCCGCCGCUGCUCGACCUGAGCAGCCUCUUCGCCAAGCAGUUCGUCGACAACGGCCGCGCGAUCACCAGCGCCGACGGCAUCCUGGUCAACACGUUCGAGGCCCUGGAGCCGGCGGCGCUCGCCGCCCUGCGAGACGGCAAGGUCGUCCCGGGGUUCCCGCCGGUAUACGCCGUCGGCCCGCUCAAGCCGCACACGUCGUCGUCUCCGGCGACCGACGACACGAAUAAGCCGGUGGGCUCGGGCUCCCCCGCCGCCUGGCUUGACGAGCAGCCACCGCGAUCCGUGGUGUACGUCGCGUUCGGCAACCGCAGCGCCGUGGGCCGGGACCAGCUCCGGGAGAUCGCCGCCGGGCUGGAAGCGAGCGGCUGCCGGUUCCUCUGGGUGCUCAAGACGACGACGGUGGACAGGGACGACGCCGCCGAGCUGGCGGACGUGCUCGGCGGCGGGUUCCUGGAGCGCGUGCGGCAGGGGCGGCGCGGCCUGGUGACGAAGGCGUGGGUGGACCAGGAGGCCCUGCUGAGGCACCCGUCCGUGGGGCUGUUCCUGAGCCACGGCGGGUGGAACUCGGUGACGGAGGCGGCCGCCGCCGGGGUGCCGCUGCUGGCGUGGCCGCGCAUCGGCGACCAACGCGUGAACGCCGCGGUGGCGGCGAGCGGCGGCGCCGGGGUGUGGAUGGAGCGCUGGAGCUGGGACGGGGACGGGGAGGGGAGGCUGGUGAGCGGGGAGGAGAUCGGCCGGCGAGUGAAGGAGGUGAUGUCCGACGCGGCGGUGAGGGCGAGGGCCGCCAGGACCGGCGAGGCGGCGGCCAUGGCCGUCGCUGAGGGCGGCACGAGCUACCGAAGCAUGCAGGCGUUUAUUAGCAAGCUCAAGGCAACCUAAGUAAUCAUUUGUCUUUCAUAUCCAGCUAUUUUGUGAUGCCUCUGUCGUGCUGCUGCUACCUAGCUACUAAGAGUGAGCCUACUAUCAAGAAAUAAGUACAUGUGAGCCUACUAAGUGUGCAUGUACAAUAUUGUAUAUUCAGAUCCUGUCAACAAUUUAUGUUUUACCGUACGAUAAAUACAUUGUUGUACAUCACCA